This is a messenger RNA of Brassica napus (rape), 1247 nucleotides long. RefSeq names its product protein LIGHT-DEPENDENT SHORT HYPOCOTYLS 1. NCBI's taxonomy places the organism in Eukaryota, Viridiplantae, Streptophyta, Magnoliopsida, Brassicales, Brassicaceae. The coding region runs from base 456 to 1034 and encodes 192 amino acids. Gene Ontology annotation, cellular component: nucleus. The record is from RefSeq and is a predicted model, not a curated record. The transcript has 2 exons. Gene Ontology annotation, biological process: response to light stimulus; mRNA transcription.
UCUCUUUAAAUGACCUUGUGCUCUUCAGUCUUGAAAUUACACUCGUUGAGUCUAGACAAGUGUGAUUUUAUGAAUCCACCGUCUCCUAAAUUAGAAAAGCUAGAAAAUAAUAAAAUAGAGAAAAGAAUCCCACUUUUGAUAGCUUCCACUUAUAUAUCUUCUCUCAUCUUCUACAGGCAGCAAUAAACUUCACUUCUCUCUCUCUCCUUUUUUCAGUUUAUUCUCCCUUUGCCUCACCAUUUCUGUUCAUAUUUGUUUGUUUGAUUUGAUCUGCCAAAGUUGAAUCUAUCCCUUUUAUAGUACCAUUUUCACCAUGACAACCAGUUAAGUCCCUCUUUCUCUCUGUUUGGUUUUAAUUAAUGAUCUAAAAACCCUAAUCUCGAUCAUUAUAAGAAAAGCAAAACCCUAGAUCAGAUUUCAUCCUCUUCUUACCAAACUCAAAACAAGAUUAAGCAAUGGAACUGAUCUCUCACCAAGCAAACAAGAACCCUAUUACCUCAGCACAAUUAACACCUCCUUCCCCAAGCCGGUACGAGAAUCAGAAACGCCGUGACUGGAACACCUUCUGCCAGUACCUCCGGAACCACCGUCCUCCGCUCUCUCUCCCCUCGUGCAGCGGCGCACACGUGCUCGAGUUCCUCCGCUACCUCGACCAAUUCGGUAAAACAAAGGUUCACCACCAAAACUGUGCCUUCUUUGGCCUCCCUAACCCUCCCGCGCCUUGCCCUUGCCCUCUUAGACAAGCUUGGGGCUCACUAGACGCCCUCAUCGGCCGCCUCCGUGCCGCCUACGAGGAGAACGGUGGCCCUCCCGAGGCUAACCCCUUCGCCUCACGCGCCGUCAGGUUAUACCUCCGUGAAGUCAGAGACUUCCAGGCCAAAGCUCGCGGUGUUAGCUAUGAGAAGAAGAGGAAGAGAGUUAACAGGCAGAGAACGCAAACGCUAUCGCAGACGCAGCCGCCUCUACCGCUGCAGCAACAGCAGCCACAGCAAGGUCAGUCUGUGAUGGCUAAUUACUCGGGUGCAAUAGUAUGAUCAUAUUAUAUAAAUUUCUCUACUUUUUAUGUAUUGUAUUGUUCCGUAUUCGCUUCUCUAUUUGUAUAAUCUAUUGUCUUAUCUUUUUUUUUUGGUCAACAAUCUAUUGUCUUAUCUGCAUUAUCUACAUAUAUGCUGUUGUUGCUCUUUUAGUUGUUUGUGAACAAGAUAUGUUAUGAUUGUUCACGCUAAAGUGUUUGAUCCUUUUAUGUU